GCCAGCCAUUCAAACUUAACUCAACAAAGUUGUGAUUGGUAAUAGAUUCUCAAGUUAAAGGCACAUUGUUUGUCGGGAGUAUUUACGACCUACUCUCAGAUCAACGGAUUUUGGGGAAUGGAUACGUUAUCCGAAAGUGACUUCAAUUUAUCCGAAUCACUGAAAUCUUAUCCAACGUUUGCUUCUAUGGGGUUAAAAGAAAACCUUUUAAAGGGGAUUUAUGCCUACGGAUUUGAAAAACCCUCUCUUAUUCAACAGAAAACUAUCAAACAAAUAACUUUAGGGAGAGAUUUAAUUGCACAAGCUCAAAGUGGGACUGGAAAAACUGCAACAUUUAGCAUAGGAACUUUGCAAAACGUUCUCCCCGAGAUCUGUCAAAUUCAAGUGCUAGUCUUGGCACCCACACGCGAAUUGGCUUUCCAAAUACAUCAUGUUAUGUCAUCAUUGUCUGAUUACUUGUCUAUCAGAUGUGUCUCCUGUUGUGGUGGGCGAAACAAUACUAUGCAAAUGGCUCGCGAACUUGAUAAGGGAGUGCAUGUUGUCGUUGGUACUCCAGGUCGAAUAUUGGAGCUUCUUCGACAAGGUAACAUACGUUUAAAUAAACUACGUUCUUUGGUUUUGGAUGAAGCUGAUGAAAUGUUAAAUAGAGGAUUACACGAUCAGUUAGAGGAGAUAUAUCGCCGCCUCCCAUCUCAUACUAAUUCGAAUAACAAAAAGUCUCUCAGUUGUCAAAUUGUUAUCAUCUCAGCUACAAUGCUUAAAGAGCAUUUAGAAUUGUUUCAAAAUUUCACAUCUAAUCCUGUUUGUGUUCUUGUACCGAGAGACGAACUUAGUCUUUCUGAUCUUCAACAAUUCUACAUCGAUGUUGGCUCAGAGGAAUGGAAAUUCGAAGCGUUAAAUGAUUUAUUUUCCAGUGUUUGUGUUUCACAAACUGUUGUCUUUGUUAAUACUCGACGAAAAGUUGAGUGGCUUGCAAGUCAGUUGAAACGAGAAGGUUUUACAGUGGCUGCUGCUCACGGUGAUCUUGAUCAAAGCCAACGAGAGUCAGUUAUGAAACAAUUUCGUUCUGGCGAAUGUCGUAUUUUAAUCAGUAGUGAUAUGUGGGCUAGAGGUAUUGAUGUUCAGACAGUGGGAUUAGUUGUGAAUUUUGAUUUGCCAAUGAAUACCAGUGAAUACUUGCAUCGUAUAGGUCGUUCUGGGCGUUUUGGACGUACUGGUUUGGCUGUUAGUUUUAUUGCCAAUGCUGAGGAACGUAAACAGCUUUUAGAAAUUUGCAAUUAUUAUCAAAUUGCUAUUCCACCAGCACCAGCUCGUUUGGAUAAAAUGUUAGUCAUUAAUAAUUCUGUACACAGUUCACCCAAAAUAGCAAAUUCACCAUGUAAAUCUGAUACAAACAACGGCCAACCUGUAAAACACCAUCAACUUGCGAAACAUUUAAAACGUAAGAAAAAACAACACAAGAGGAAAAAAAGACUUGAAAAUUGCAAAAUAAAAUAAACUUUGUACAUCUGUUUCUAUAAAUUUAAUGCAUAUGCUUUUUAGUGUUUUGAAGAUCAAAGGUGUUAUGUCUAAUCUGUAGUUGCUUUCAUGAAGGUUGUUAAUAACAGUUCAAGUCCAGUCUUUCCUAGUAAAAAUGACAGUAAACAGUAUCUGUAUAUUUCAAACCACCAAUAAUUUCGACCAAAUAGACAUACAGUCACCUUAUAUGCAGGUGAUAAUUUCAAUAUUAUCGACACUACUUCAUAAUUAAAAUAUCGAGUCUGAAUAUAUAUAAAUAUUUUAUUCGUAUGUUUUAACCCCGUACAAAAAUUCUAAAACAUUUGUCUAUUGAUUAUAAACUUGGUCGUGUUUAAUUUACUCUAAAUCAUCCUUUUCCACUACUAUUUUAUCAUUACCUUCGCUAAUGUACUCGAGGUCAAUCAAUCCUAUAGCUAUCAUUUCCUAAGGUUUACGGUUUUAUAAUAUUGUUCAGUGUCAUGCUUAAGAUUGGUGGGCACCCAGUGAUCGGUCAACAUCAGUAUUUCAGUCCUACAGGAGGUCAUUCUCUGCUGGUACUUGUGAAUGGUGGCAUCCCAGACUGAAGCUUGGUGACGUGAACUCAAAUCACAUGAUAAGUACCAGUCCCCUUAUGAGUUCCUACUAAAACCUAAUGUAGGUCCACGGUUUCCUGCUGACUCCGAAGGAAUAUGUAACACCAGAUACCCUAGUUACAGUAUCUCAGUAAUAUUGUCAAAUAUUUCCUAUAAAAUUUUGAUGACUCCAAUUCGUUGCGCCUUAGUAUGUAUCUCCUCGGCAGUGCUCAUCUACGACUGUUACUGGGGACCGAACCCGAAAGCUUCGGUCUCGUAUAUGGACAUUCAACCUCUAAGCCACCAAACUGGGAUCCAGUGAUGUACACGUCUAACCUCAAUCGAUCCGCGAUAUUGCACGACCACCUUCUAUUGUCUUCGAUGAGUAGCCCACUUUUGGCACAGUUGGACUCCAUUGGUCACGGCUUCUCAAUAGAACUGUAGAAUGUUCCUUUUGUUGGGGCCGGUAUAUCCCCAAAAUUCAUAUUUGUAAUUUUAUCAUAUCGAUCAAAUAUUUGAAUGGCAGUCAGUUGAUGAACUUAUCGAUUAAAUUUUUAAAUAGCAGACAAUUGAUGACUCAUUGAUUAUUGUUUAAAAAUUUCCUAUGACAAAAUCGAUAUAUAUUUGUAUAAAUACGCUUGACUUGUAUGCUUGAUCUGAUCUGCCUGACCUGGCUUGGUAUCUGCUGUUGCUUGUAGAAUACACUUUCUACGCCUUACCAAGACUUCUUGAUCGAGUUAGCUGAGUCGAAGACAACGGACCAGAAUAGUUUAUUGAGUCUCUGAAUCCUGAGCCUUCGUUCCGUUCCGAAUAAGUCGAAUCAGU
Schistosoma intercalatum is the source of this 2894-nucleotide messenger RNA. The record is from the annotation of a GenBank genome assembly. Lineage: Eukaryota; Metazoa; Platyhelminthes; Trematoda; Strigeidida; Schistosomatidae.